AUGCGGGGCCGCACAGUGGCCUUGACACGGAGGAUCUGCUCCACGGCACUCGUCUCCGACCUCCUCGACUCAGCCCCACCGGCCUGCGGUCGUGCCUCGGCGCCGCGCGCAGCUCCGCCGGCCUUGUUGCGCUGCGCCGGCCGCGGUCCGGCCCCGCUGCCGCCCGCAGCUCCACCGGCCGCGGCGCGCCCCGCCGCGCGCAACCCCGCAAGCCGCGGCCGCUCGCAGGUCCACCCAGCCACGGCCAUCCAGCACCGCCGCCGCGCGCAGCUCCGCCAGCCGCGGCGCACGCGGCUGGGCCGCCCGAAUCCGCGCUUCCAAGUCGACGGGCUGCAGAACCUCACUCAGCUCGAGGUCUUCAAUGCGGCGGGGUUCGCUCUCCAGGGGGCGGCAGCGUCCGCGGUGGCCGCGAGCUCCAGUGGAAGGUGCUUGUGCCUCAACCACAACGGUUCAGUGCAGGGCAGCUGGACAGCAUCUGCUAACUGGAACUGGAUAGUUGAUCCUCUAAAUGGUGAAAAAUUCAUCAAAGUUGCUGAGGUUCAGGGAACCGAAAUAAAGCCAUUUGUGGAGAGCUUAUCUACAUGCCCUAAGCAUGGACUUCACAACCCACUUAAAGCUCCAGAGAGGUACCUCAUGUAUGGAGAUAUAUCUGCAAAAGCUGCACAUAUGCUGGGCCAACCUGCGGUUUCAGAUUUCUUUGCAAAACUUAUCCAGAGGGUAUCUCCAAAGAGCUACCAACAAGCUCUUGCAGAAGUUCAAGUUUCUCAAAAGUUCUUGGAAAACUUCUGUGGAGAUCAGGUACGCUUUCUGGCAAGGUCAUUUGCUGUACCUGGCAACCAUCUCGGACAAAGAAGUAAUGGCUACCGUUGGCCUUAUGGCCCAGUUGCAAUUAUCACACCAUUCAAUUUUCCAUUGGAGAUUCCUUUACUACAAGUAAUGGGAGCCCUAUACAUGGGAAAUAAACCGGUCCUCAAAGUUGACAGCAAGGUUAGUGUUGUGAUGGAACAAAUGCUCAGGUUGCUUCAUGAUUGUGGAUUGCCAGCCGAGGAUAUGGAUUUCUUAAAUUCUGAUGGUAUCACCAUGAACAAGCUCCUGUUAGAGGCUAAUCCAAAAAUGACCCUUUUCACUGGGAGCUCACGGGUAGCAGAGAAAUUGGCUGCUGAUUUGAAUGGCCGAAUCAAGUUGGAGGAUGCUGGUUUUGAUUGGAAAAUCCUUGGUCCAGAUGUUCAAGAGGUUGAUUAUAUUGCUUGGGUUUGCGAUCAGGAUGCUUAUGCUUGCAGUGGUCAAAAGUGCUCUGCUCAAUCUGUUCUAUUCAUGCACAAGAAUUGGUCCUCUAGUGGUCUGAUUGAGAAAAUGAAGAAACUUUCUGAAAGAAGGAAGCUUGAAGAUUUGACAAUUGGCCCUGUCCUUACGGUUACUACAGAAGCCAUGACAGAGCACAUGAACAACCUUCUCAAGAUACGCGGAUCAAAGGUUCUGUUUGGUGGUGAACCUUUGGAGAAUCACUCUAUUCCAAAGAUAUACGGUGCUUUGAAGCCAACUGCUGUAUUUGUUCCUCUAGAUGAAAUCCUUAAAAGUGGGAAUUUUGAGCUUGUGACAAAGGAGAUAUUUGGUCCAUUCCAGGUGGUUACAGAAUAUUCUGAUGAUCAGCUCGAGUUGGUAUUAGAAGCCUGUGAAAGGAUGAAUGCACAUCUGACCGCUGCAGUAGUUUCAAACGAUCCAUUAUUCCUGCAGGACGUGCUUGGCAGAUCUGUCAAUGGGACAACAUAUGCUGGAAUCAGAGCAAGGACAACUGGCGCUCCGCAGAACCAUUGGUGA
Panicum virgatum (switchgrass) is the source of this 1818-nucleotide messenger RNA. RefSeq names its product probable aldehyde dehydrogenase. Gene Ontology annotation, molecular function: L-glutamate gamma-semialdehyde dehydrogenase (NAD+) activity; aldehyde dehydrogenase (NAD+) activity. The transcript is spliced from 13 exons. The coding region runs from base 1 to 1818 and encodes 605 amino acids. The record is from RefSeq and is a predicted model, not a curated record. Gene Ontology annotation, cellular component: mitochondrion. NCBI's taxonomy places the organism in Eukaryota, Viridiplantae, Streptophyta, Magnoliopsida, Poales, Poaceae.